This is a messenger RNA of Orycteropus afer afer, 5142 nucleotides long. NCBI's taxonomy places the organism in Eukaryota, Metazoa, Chordata, Mammalia, Tubulidentata, Orycteropodidae. The record is from RefSeq and is a predicted model, not a curated record.
AUGGCGGCUGCGCCCUCCGCGCUGUUCCUGCUGCCGCCCCUUCCAGCCCUCUGUGCCUAUCGCCUACAGAGCCGCAGUCGUUCUUCGGCCCCAGGGACUGAUGAAAGUCGAGUUGGGGGCACAAUGAGAGGAGAGAAAAGCUACUGCUGCCGUGGAGCUGCUGGCGACCACAGUUCCUGCCCCCCGACUCCUUUGGUCUCGAACCUCUUGAUGCCCGUGGAGGCAGGUUCUAGUGGCUGGUCUGGGUCUGGAGGUAGCUUGUCUGGGGGAGAUGAAGAAGAGACUCGGAUCCUUCAGCUCCUCCGCGCGGCGCCGGAUCCUUCUGAGGCCUUCCAGGCUUUGCAAGCUGCUUUGCCGCGGCGGGGAGGUAGACUUGGCUUCCCGCGACGGAAGGAAGCGUUGUACCGGGCUUUGGGCCGAGUACUUAUGGAAGGCGGUAGUGAUGAGAAGCGACUCUGCUUGCAACUUCUCUCGGACGUUCUCCGGGGCCAGGGGGAGGCAGGACAGCUGGAAGAGGCCUUUAGCUUAGCACUUCUGCCUCAACUAGUUCUCUCUUUACGGGAAGAGAAUGCAGCCCUGCGAAAAGAUGCGCUGCAGAUCCUGCACAUUUGUCUGAAGCGUAGUUCUGGUCAGGUGCUGAGAACUCUUAUACACCAAGGACUGGAAAGUACCGAUGCCAGGCUUAGAGCUUCCACAGCUCUACUGCUUCCUAUCUUGCUUACUCCUGAGGAUUUGUUACUCGGCCUUGAUCUCGCCGAGGUGAUAAUAUCCCUAGCCCGCAAGCUUGGCAAUCAGGAAACAGAGGAAGAAGCUGAGACUGCUUUCUCAGCUCUUCAACAAAUUGGGGAGCGACUUGGCCAGGAGAGGUUUCAGUCGUAUAUCUCUCGCUUGCCGUCUGCUCUGAGAAGACACUACAAUCGCCGCCUGGAGUCCCAGUUUGGAAGUCAGGUUCCUUAUUAUUUGGAACUUGAAGCCUCUGCAGUUCCUGAAGAUCCCCUUCCCUGUGCAGCGACUCUUUCCAACAGCAAUCUUAAAUUUGGGAUUAUUCCUCAAGAACUGCAUUCAAGAUUGUUAGAUCAGGAAAACUAUAAAAACAGGACUCAGGCCAUUGAAGAACUAAAGCAGGUGCUGGGAAAAUUUAAUCCUAGUUCUACGCCUCAUUCUAGUCUUGUAGGUUUCAUUAGCUUACUGUAUAAUUUGUUAGAUGAUUCUAACUUUAAAGUAGUCCACGGCACACUCCAGGUCUUGAAUUUACUAGUUAUUCGCCUUGGAGAACAGGUACAACAGUUCCUGGGACCCGUUAUAGCAGCUUCUGUCAAAGUGCUGGCAGACAACAAGUUGGUGAUCAAGCAAGAAUACAUGAAAAUUUUCCUCAAGCUGAUGAAGGAAGUAGGUCCUCAACAGGUGCUUUAUUUACUCCUGGAACACCUCAAACAUAAGCAUUCCAGAGUGAGAGAGGAGGUGGUGAACAUUUGCAUCUGCUCGCUCCUGACCUAUCCCAGUGAGGAUUUUGACUUACCCAAACUGUCUUUCGAUCUUGCCCCAGCUCUUGUAGAUGGUAAACGCAGGGUACGGCAAGCAGCUUUAGAAGCUUUUGCUGUGUUAGCAUCAUCCAUGGGCUCAGGUAAAACCAGUAUCCUUUUCAAAGCUGUAGAUACUGUUGAACUUCAAGAUAAUGGAGAUGGAGUAAUGAAUGCUGUACAGGCCAGAUUGGCUAGGAAAACCCUCCCAAGGUUAACAGAACAGGGAUUUGUGGAAUAUGCAACACUCAUGCCAUCUUCUGCCCAGUGUAGGUCAAGCCAUUUAGCACAUGGAGCAGAUACAGACUGGCUUUUGGCUGGCAACAGAACACAGAGUGCGCACUGUCACUGUGGUGACCAUACGAGGGAUAGCAUGCAGAUUUAUGGAUCAUACAGUCCAACUGUCUGUACCCGAAGGGUGUUAAGUGCAGGGAAAGGAAAAAAUAAAUUACCAUGGGAAAAUGAGCAGCCUGGAGUCAUGGGAGAAAACCAGACCUCCAAUGCCAAGGAUAUAGAGCAGUUCUCAGCAUAUGAUUUCAUCCCGUCUCCAAAAUUGAAGCCCUCUCAAGGAAUGCCGGUCAAUGACGAUUUAUGUUUUAGCAGAAAAAGAGUGUCAAGAAACUUAUUUCAGAAAAGCCGAGAUUUUAACUCAGAUUCUCUUCCGGUAUGUUCUGGUACUACUGGGACUCAUCAGAUAAAUCUUUCUGGGAGAUGUGGAAAACUUGGAUUUUCACAAAUUUGUAGUAAAACUGGCAGUUUGGAUUCUGACUUACAAUUUCUGGGGACAACUAAUAAUCAUCAAGAUAAAGUGUAUGCUAGCCUAAAUUUUGGCAGUAAGGCACAGCAAACAUUUGGUAAUCAAACAGAGCGUACUUUAUCAUCCUCUGGUUCAAAUCCAAGUUCAGGAGCCUUCAUCCUUCCAUCAUACCCUCUCUCAUCACCUCGAACUAGUCCAAAGCACACAUCUCCUCUUACUGGAUCUCCAAAGAAGUAUCAAGAUAAUUCUGUUAAUUUUUCAAAUUCCUGGCCUCUUAAAAGCUUUGAAGGACUAUCAAAGCCAAGUCCACAGAAGAAAAUUAUCAGCCAAAAAUCAUCUGACCCUAUAGGUAGAAAUGAUGGAGCAAAUUCUCCAGGAAAACCUUCUCCAGUCCUACUUACACCUGCUUUGGCGAGAUCACCGUCCUCCCGACGAGGCCUAAAUGGGGCAAAGCCUGUUCCCCCCAUACCACGAGGAAUAAGCCUUUUGCCUGAUAAAGCUGAUCUAAGCACCAUGGGACACAAAAAGGAACCUGAUGAUAUUUGGAAGAGUGAAAAAGAUAGUCUUACAAUUGAUCUUUCAGAAUUAAAUGUCACAGAUAAAGAUUUGGAUCAAGAAGAGAUGCAGAGCUCUCUUAGGUCCCUUCGAAAUAGUGCAGCUAAGAAAAGGGCAAAACUGAGUGGUAGUACUUCUGAUCUGGAAAGCCCUGAUUCUGCAAUUAAGCUCGACUUGACUGUGGACUCCCCAUCUCGAUCUUCUUCUCCAAACAUCAGCUCAUACAGUGAAAGUGGAGUUUACAGCCAAGAAUCAUUGACUUCUUCUCUAUCUACAACUCCCCAGGGGAAGAGAAUAAUGGCAGACAUACUUCCAACAUUUGGAUCAAAACCUGGCUCCACAAGACUUUCUUCAGCAAAAAAUAAGAACUCUCAUAUAGCUCAACAAAGCCACAGUGCAGGGUCAUCAUCAGAUUUACAGCAAAUUUCCAGUUUUGACUUGCCAUCUACAAAUACUUUAUCAGAAGACUCAGUGGUAGUUGUUGGAAAAGGUGUAUUUGGGAGCCCAAAUUCAGCACCAGCAACUUGCAGCCAAUCAGUGAUAUCUUCUGUGGAAAAUGGAGAUACAUUUUCUAUUAAACAAAGUUUUGAACCACCAUCAGGGAUUUAUGGAAGAGCAGUCCAGCAAAGUAUUCCAUCAUAUCUUGAUGCUGAAAAUGAAAAAGAUACUAAAGUUUCCAUUUCAAAAUCUACUUAUGACAAGAUGAGACAAAAGAGAGAAGAGAAAGAACUUUUUGACAUUAAAAAUUAUGAAAAAAAGGAACAGAAACCCUGGGAACGAAUAAAGGAUAUAGAAAUUGAGAAAAUGGCUUCUGAAAGUGAAGUAUCUUCUGGAGCCAUUCCACAGUAUAAAGAAAGAAUGCCAUGUGUCACUCAUAGUCCAGAAAUAAUGGAUUCUUCAGAACUACAGCCAUUUUCCAAACCAGAAAUAGCACUGACAGAAGCCCUAAAGCUCUUAGGUGAUGAAGAUUGGGAGAAGAAAAUUGAAGGACUUAAUUUUAUUAGAUGCUUAGCUGCUUUUCAUUCUGAAAUACUGAACACAAAGUUGCAUGAAACAAACUUUGCAGUAGUUCAAGAGGUGAAAAAUUUACGCUCUGGAGUUUCUCGUGCUGCUGUGGUCUGUUUAAGUGAUCUUUUCACUUACCUGAAAAAGAGCAUGGAUCAAGAGCUAGAUACUACAGUAAAAGUUUUGUUGCACAAGGCUGGAGAAUCAAAUACAUUUAUAAGAGAAGAUGUUGACAAAGCACUGAGGGUGAUGGUUAAUAAUGUAACUCCUGCACGUGCCGUCAUUUCUCUUAUCAAUGGAGGGCAAAGGUAUUAUGGUCGUAAGAUGCUUUUCCUCCUGAUGUGUCAUCCUAACUUUGAUAAAAUGCUUGAAAAGUAUGUCCCAUCUAAAGAUUUACCCUAUAUUAAGGAAUCUGUUAAAAACUUACGGCAAAAGGGCUUGGGAGAUAUACCACUAGAUACCCCUUCAGCAAAAGGAAGACGUUCUCAUGCAGGCAGUGUUGGAAAUACAAGAUCAUCAUCUGUUUCUAGAGAUGCUUUCAAUUCAGCUGAAAGAGAGUUAAUUGACGUUCGUGAAGUCACCAGAAAAUCAAUUCCCCGUAAUUCCUUAGAAAGUGCUGAAUACAUUAAAGUCAUAACAGGCUUAUUAAAUGCAAAAGACUUUCGUGAUCGUAUUAAUGGGAUUAAGCAGCUUUUAUCAGAUACUGAAAACAAUCAAGAGCUUGUUGUUGCAAACAUUGUGAAGAUAUUUGAUGCUUUUAAAUCUCGACUUCAUGAUUCUAAUAGUAAAGUAAAUCUGGUGGCUCUAGAAACAAUGCACAAAAUGAUUCCUUUGCUUGGAGACAACUUAUCUCCUGUAAUCAACAUACUGAUUCCAGCAAUAGUAGAUAACAACUUGAAUUCCAAGAAUCCAGGGAUCUAUGCUGCUGCCACAAACGUUGUUCAGGCACUAAGUCAGCAUGUAGAUAAUUACUUACUUCUACAGCCUUUUUGCACAAAAGCUCAAUUUUUAAGUGGAAAAGCAAAACAGGAUAUGACUGAAAACCUUGCUGGUAUUGUUAUGGAACUUUAUCAAAGGAAACCUCAUGCCACAGAACAGAAAGUGUUGGUGGUUUUGUGGCAUCUCUUAGGGAACAUGACAAAUAGUGGUUCUCUACCUGGAGCUGGAGGAAAUAUACGAACAGCGACGGCUAAAUUAUCAAAAGCACUUUUUGCACAGAUGGGUCAGAAUUUGUUAAAUCAGGCUGCAUCUCAGCCACCACAUAUCAAAAAGAGUUUAGAAGAAUUGCUUGAUAUGACAAUUUAA